Molecule: messenger RNA, 1949 nt
Organism: Diospyros lotus (date-plum)
Lineage: Eukaryota; Viridiplantae; Streptophyta; Magnoliopsida; Ericales; Ebenaceae
Product: probable pectate lyase 8
Exons: 7
Coding region: 119-1462 (447 amino acids)
Molecular function (GO): pectate lyase activity
Source: RefSeq, a predicted model, not a curated record
UCGUCGGCCUCCUUCCCUGUUUCCAUUUGCCUUGUUUCUUCAGUUCUCCACUUCCACCUGCACAGAGAGAGAGAGAGAGAGAGCGCAGCGCCAUUCAUUGCUAAAUUAAGAAGCAACAAUGGCUGCCUCUAUGAGAAAUUACACUGCUUCCUCGUUGUUAUUUGUAAUGCUGUUCAUCUUCAGCGUUGGAGCUGCAAUAGCUAAAAAAGAGAUUCAACAAUCAAGUGUUGGACAGAAAAUGGACUUCGAGCGCUUUAAUAUCUCAAGAAUGCCGGAUAGGUCAAAUGAAGAAGCUGAAGCACGGAACGAUCGAGCCGUCCAGGAUCCAGAAAUGAUCGCUUCCAUGGUUGAGACGAGUAUUCGAAAUAGCACUGAGAGGAGGAAUUUGGGGUUCUUCUCAUGUGCAACCGGCAACCCCAUAGAUGACUGCUGGCGUUGUGACCGCAAUUGGCAACUUAACCGGAGGCGCCUCGCUGAUUGCGCCAUCGGGUUUGGGCGCAACGCCAUCGGUGGUCGUGAUGGCAGGUACUACGUUGUCACCGACCCGAAUGAUGAUGACCCAGUAAACCCCAGACCCGGCACCCUACGGCAUGCUGUGAUCCAGGAUAGGCCUCUGUGGAUUGUGUUCAAACGGGACAUGGUGAUUACACUAAAGGAAGAGCUGAUCAUGAACAGCUUCAAGACAAUUGAUGCUCGUGGAGUCAAUGUCCACAUUGCCAACGGGGCCUGCAUCACCAUCCAGUUUGUCUCGAAUAUCAUUAUUCAUGGCCUCCAUAUCCAUGACUGCAAACCCACUGGCAAUGCAAUGGUCAGAAGCUCCCCAUCUCAUUAUGGAUGGAGGACCAUGGCUGAUGGCGAUGGCAUUUCCAUUUUCGGGGCAAGCCACAUAUGGAUUGAUCACAAUUCUCUCUCUAACUGUGCCGACGGCCUUAUUGAUGCAAUUAUGGGAUCCACUGCAAUUACCAUCUCCAACAAUUACUUCACCCACCACAAUGAGGUGAUGCUACUGGGACAUAGUGACUCCUAUGCAAGAGACAAGAUUAUGCAGGUAACCAUUGCCUACAACCAUUUUGGAGAGGGACUUAUCCAGAGAAUGCCAAGGUGUAGGCAUGGCUAUUUCCAUGUGGUAAACAAUGACUACACCCACUGGGAAAUGUAUGCUAUUGGUGGCAGUGCAGAUCCAACUAUUAACAGCCAAGGGAACAGAUAUCUGGCACCUUUCAAUCCUUUUGCGAAAGAGGUGACAAAGAGAGAAGACGCAGAUGCUAGAAGAUGGAGGCACUGGAAUUGGAGAUCAGAGGGAGAUCUUAUGCUCAACGGUGCCUUCUUCACCCCAUCAGGCACAGGUGCCGCCGCCAGCUACGCCAGGGCCUCGAGCUUGGGGGCCAAGUCCUCCAACAUGGUCGGCUCCAUUACGGCCGGCGCCGGCGCCAUUGAUUGCCGGAAGGGCUUCCAAUGUUAGUUACCCCCCCUCCCCCCCCCAACAAUGAUGAUCAUAUUUUCUUUUCCUCCUUAAAUUAUUAUACCCAAGCUAAGUUUGCAGCGGUUCCGUUUCUAUCCUCUCUUUGCAUCUUUCCCUUCCGAUAAUAUAACAUUCGACAAGUGUACAUUUUUCUACAUGAGUCGUCAGGUCAUCACUUCUACGUACGUUAUAGUCUCAUGUACCCUAAACUCCAAAGCUCGAUACCUUCUUCGUCAAGCCCGUUCCGAAAUCAUCCGGGUUUCCUUACCUCCCGCAACAUUUCUUAUUUUGUUUUGGUCCAGGGGAAUUCAAUCGCCCUCUUUUGCCUCUCCUCCCAUUUAAGUAGGGUUUAUAUGGCAAAAGAAAAACGGGGAUUGAUUUCAUUAUUGUGUACCUAUUAUUUAUAGAUGGCAUUAAGCCUAAAAGUCUUCUGUGGUAAAACUUCCUGUUUCUGUAAUUAUAUAAAGUGUCCACGAUUUGUUUCUAA